AGUGGCACAGGGAGAGGGUACGAUUUACCCACGAUCUGGCUGCACUGAUGCGCAUGCGCACGAAGGCUCUCACGUUGGAAGCACAUGUUAACGUGCAAUUGUACCCACGUUUGUUUAAUGUGUUUUCAAUUACAUUUUAACUUUUGUUUAAUAAUAUUAUUAUAAAUUGUUUUUAAAUCAUGACGAAAAAGAGAAAACAGUUGGAAAAUGAGGAAACGACAGAAACGAAUUUACCACCAGUAAAAAGAAUGUCGGAUGAACCUCCGCCCAAAAAGGUUAAAUGGAUAAACAGGCAACGUGUAUUAGUAUUUUCAACCAGAGGUAUUGGUUAUUUACACCGUCACCUCAUGGAAGAUAUAAAGAAUCUUAUGCCGCAUCAUAGAGCUGAGAGUAAAAUGGAACGUUCAAAAGAUUUGCAAGUGGUCAAUGAGAUAUGUCGAAUGAAAAAUUGCAAUAAAUGUAUACUUUUUGAAGGCCGAAAGAAAAGGGACCUUUAUGUUUGGUUUUCUAAUAUAUCUGUGGGUCCGUGUGUUAAAUUUUUAGUGGAAAAUAUUUAUACCAUGGGCGAAUUAAAAAUGACUGGAAAUUGUUUAAAAGGAUCUCGUCCUUUACUUUCAUUUGAUGAAAAUUUUAACACUAAACCACAUUACAGUCUCUUAAAAGAAUUGUUUACCCAAAUAUUUGGCGUUCCAAAUCAUCAUCCAAAAAGUCAACCAUUCUUCGAUCAUGUUUAUACUUUUACAGUGUUAGAUAACCGAAUAUGGUUUAGAAAUUUCCAAAUUCUCACAGAAGAUGGAGGAUUAGCUGAAAUUGGUCCUAGAUUUGUUUUAAAUCCAGUUAAAAUAUUUUCUAGUAGUUUUGGUGGGGAUACAUUAUGGGAUAAUCCUCUUUAUGUUUCACCUGCUAAGUUUCGACAAUUAAUUAGUAAACGAGCUGGUAAUAAAUAUGUGGACAGAUUGGAACAAAAGAUGGUAGAGAAAGCUAAUAAACCAAAAGAAAGUUAUGAUUUAAAUCCUCUGGAUGAAAUAUUUAAGGGCGAUCCUCUUGAAAAGGCUUUAGAGUUAGAAAAUAAGGAUAAAGUAAAUGAAGAAAAGAAAGAAGAAAAGAAAAAAGAAAUUCCAAGAAGGAAUAGAAUAAAAAAAGAAAUUAAAAAACUUCCGAAUAAACAAUUAAAAAAGAAAAAAAUGAUAAAG
Polistes dominula (European paper wasp) is the source of this 1193-nucleotide messenger RNA. Its product is annotated as ribosome biogenesis protein BRX1 homolog. Lineage: Eukaryota; Metazoa; Arthropoda; Insecta; Hymenoptera; Vespidae. Gene Ontology annotation, cellular component: nucleolus. The record is from RefSeq and is a predicted model, not a curated record. Gene Ontology annotation, molecular function: rRNA binding. Gene Ontology annotation, biological process: ribosomal large subunit assembly; rRNA processing.